UCGCGCCCGGCUUCUGCCACGCUACACUCAGCCGCCAGCCUGCUCGCCGGCGGUCCCUUUGCCGAUGGUCGGCGGGGGCCCGCGAUAAACACAUGGCAGAGGGCGAGAAAGGCGCUGUCUGAUUGCUGCACCCACCUCCACUGCCCUUGGUCUUAGCUCAAACGGUACUGGCUUCCGCCCGAUACGCACGCCAUGCUCUGAUUCAUGCGGCACCAAUACCUCCCCUCCAGCUCGCUAGCUUGGGUGCAAGGGAGUGAGCCGGCGUCGGCCUCGAACUCUAUGGUAGAGUGUGCCUUCCUGAUAGGCUGGGUACCUUGUUGGGCGCCGACAACUAUCUUACCUCCUAUGUCGGGAUCAUUCCGUCUCUUUUGACCGGCACGUCACCUUGUAUCCACCAAGCAGCGUAGCAGUCCCAUUUCCUGCCAGAACUAGUCGGUUCGUUAUCUCCCUUUCUCCUUCCUUUGGCUCGAACGUAUCUAGGGAGAAGAUAUAUCAGGGGUCCAUCGGGGCCAACGAUCCAAGGCCGCCCACCGUAUCUAUGGUGCGUCCCGUUCCGGCGCUUAUACGGUCCACCUUGUGUCACCAUAUCACUUGCGCCCUCCCUGACUCCAUGUCGUUCCCAUAUCACGCACGCUACCCUUCGUUGUAUUUGGAGUCUCGCUCGUAUCAACUCUUGGGAUAUCAGUGAUAUCCUUCUAUUCUCACAACCCUACCACGUAUCAAUCACCUCAUCUGAUCUCUGCCCAGGAAUAUCUCCGCAACCUCAUCUCAACAUCUCUCCUGCCAGUGCCGGCGGAGCUCUCAUCCAUAUCACGUUCUUAACAGCACCCUUGGUAUACAUUCUUUGACCAGACCUACGGGGCAACACCUUACUUCGAUCGGCCACACAUACAAUACGAUCACACAUAUAUUGCGUUCACACAUACAAUACGAUCCACACGAAAAUACAGCAACAGAUACAAUACGGUCACUAUCAAACCUACGUUUUCUCCGACUAAAGAGAGAUAUAUAAGCACUGGCCAACCUCCGCCCACGCUCGUUUGCAGCAAACAAAGCUGCCUGGUAGGGCAAUUUGUUUGUUCGCUUGGAUAUAUACGUGGAGGAUCUACGCUCUACCUCUCCUAACCUAUAAGGAGCACAAGGCAUCACAAAUCUUACCAGGCCAGCUUCUUAGUAUAGCAGCUCGCCCAUACCCGAGCACGACCCCUCAUUCCACAUGUCGGAGCCACCGAACACACCUAUGCCGGCGGGCACUCCGGUCCCCGCCAGCACACCCAUAGCGGGCACGCCGCCGAGAUCGACAACGCCGCUAGCCCACUGCGGCACGCCCACGAACGGACACUCGAUAACCAACGGCCAUUCUCACACCAAUGGCUACCCAACGUCCAACGGGAACCUGGGCUCCAAUGGUCAUGCUAAGCUCCCAAACGGCUGUGUUAAUAAGGCGAUUGUCCUCCACAUCGGUGAUCCUAUCCAGUACAACCCGGACUCAUACGCAACCUUUUCCAAGGCCUUUGACGUGGUCCGGCCCAGCUUGUCGGAGCGGCAACGUCCUGAGUUCAUCAAGGCACUACGCGAAGGUCGAUGGGGCAACUUCAGCGCCAUCUUCCGCCCUUUCUGGGGUACUGGCGGUGAAAUGGGCAAAUGGGAUUCCGAGCUGAUCGACCUCCUCCCACAAAGCUGCCGCGUCUUCGCGAGCGCUGGUGCCGGCUUUGACUGGGCAGACACGCAGAGGCUUGGCAACCGAGGCAUUAUAUACUGCAACUCGGGACUCGCAGCCGCCGAGGCGGUGGCCGACUUUACUGUCGCCAUGGUCCUCUCGACAUUUCGCCACCUGCCGUGGUGCAUGGGCGCGGCGAUCGAGUGUCUUGAAGAUGACGAAGAGGAUUCGAAUUUCAUGCUCUGUCACGCCCUGGCGACGGCACGCUCGCACAACCUCCGUGGCCACAAUCUCGGCAUCGUCGGUCUCGGCAAUAUUGGCCGGCAGCUGGCCGCCAAGCUGGGAGGAUCGGCCUUCGGCAUGGCGAUUCACUACACGGACGCCCGCCGCAAGCCCGAACAGGUCGAGCGCGAACUGGGCGUCACCUACCACCAGGAUAUCAGCUCCCUCCUGGCCGCGUGCGACUGCAUCGUGCUCUGCGUUCCGCCCAGAGCUGAUGGCCGACCUGUUUUGGACCGCGCGGCGUUGUUUAGGUUGGGGACGGGUUCUCGAGGUGGUCACCCGAAGCCGGGACUACGCAUCGUGAACGUGGCGCGGGGAUCACUGGUCGACGAGGAGGCGCUCGCGGACGCGCUCGAGUUGGGUGUCGUGACGGCAGCGGCGCUCGACGUGCACGCAUCGGAACCCCGAAUCAACCGGCGACUACUCCGCAUGGCCAGGGUGGGAAACGGCGGUGCCGGAGCCGGCGGCAGCUCCAGCUUCCCGGGCAGGGUCAUGCUGACGUGCCACAAUGCCGGCGGUACCGUCGAGACGCACGCUGGGUUUGAGGAGCUCAGCAUGCGCAACAUCAUGGCUGUGCUGGGCGGUGGCGUUCCCAUAACGCCUGUCAACUUGCGGUACCUGAAGAAGCACUAAAUACCUAUAGGUACAGGUGCAACUAGACGGCUACGGCGGCGCUGUUCUCAUCUCGAAGAGUAAACGGUUAGUUGGGAGGCUAAGCGUUGAUUUCCGAUGAUACCUAAUCUAUAGUUGGUACCAUAGUUGAUGCGUUUAUCUGUUCUCCAAAUUAAUACUUCAUUAUCAUUACGACGGCACUUUGGGAUGCAUCUAGCGCAGCCCUGUGCUGAAGACAGAUAUAGAAAACCCUUGCUAUCUAUCCCGCUCAACGCCUUAACCAAGCUAGUCGUUUUGACAAGGCUAUCAUGGACGCGCUCAUGCUGCUCCGCCGGCCAUCCGACUGGUAGUCCGUGUUGCCCAGGCAUGUCAAAUCAAGGAACACGUUCCAAGCAGUGCCCCUCCCCAGCUCCGACCACGACAAGCUGAGAGGUGGCACCGCCUUGCCGUGCCAGAUCAUGCCGGCCGUGUCGCUCCUGGCGGGCGGUGCGAGAGUGCCGCAGCAGGCCGCCGGGCCCGCCGCCCCGGCCCGCAGCAGGACG
Messenger RNA from Gaeumannomyces tritici R3-111a-1, 3096 nucleotides. RefSeq lists its product as hypothetical. The transcript has 2 exons. Gene Ontology annotation, molecular function: hydroxypyruvate reductase [NAD(P)H] activity; glyoxylate reductase (NADPH) activity; NAD binding. The record is from RefSeq and is a predicted model, not a curated record. Gene Ontology annotation, cellular component: cytosol. Bases 1217 to 2575 code for a protein of 452 amino acids. Lineage: Eukaryota; Fungi; Ascomycota; Sordariomycetes; Magnaporthales; Magnaporthaceae.